AUGUCUGAUUCAGAAGAAGAAGCUAACAAUUUGGAUAUGCAUAUGGAUGAGUAUAUUAGACGGAUAGAUGUGGAGGACUACAUCCAGGGUGAUGUUCGUUAUUGGCCUUACUUCAAAGACUGCAUUGGCGCGAUAGAUGGAACACAUGUGGCCAUUCUUGUACCGGCUGAGAAACAAGUCCCAUUUAUGAAUAGAAAAGGGUACACCUCAACAAAUAUUCUAGCCGCAUGUGACUUCAAUAUGUGCUUCACAUUUGCGCUUAUUGGGUGGGAAGGAUCGGCACAUGACACACGUAUAUUAAUGGAGGCUUUGAGAAAUUCAUCUUUGAAGUUUCCUCAGCCACCCGAAGGGAAAUACUACCUUGUGGAUUCUGGGUAUCCUACAAUGAAAGGAUUUUUGGGGCCAUACAAGAGUGCAAGAUAUCACAUUCCACAAUUUAGGAUGUCUCGUGCAUUUAGGUCUCCAAACGAAGUAUUCAACUAUCAUCACUCGAGUUUGAGAAGUGUUAUAGAAAGAACAUUUGGAGUUUGUAAAGCAAGAUGGAGAAUUCUACAAAAUAUGACCAAGUAUACUAUGAAGGUCCAAUUCCGAAUUAUAUGGUCAUGUUUUGCUCUUCAUAAUUUUAUUCGUAGAAUGGGAAACAAUGAUUUGGAUGUUCUUGAGAGGCUUGAACACAUCAACCAAAUUCAAGAAGGAGAAUGUGGCUUUGAGGAUGAUGAUAGUGAAAGUUCAUUUGUAUGGCAACAACCUACGAAUGAAGACACUAAAGAAAUUAUCAAACUUAGGAACAAUAUUCGUGAUGAACUCUCCAAUCAAAAUAUGAGUAAUGUAAUGUAA
This is a messenger RNA of Dioscorea cayenensis subsp. rotundata (Guinea yam), 837 nucleotides long. Its product is annotated as putative nuclease HARBI1. The record is from RefSeq and is a predicted model, not a curated record. The coding region runs from base 1 to 837 and encodes 278 amino acids. Lineage: Eukaryota; Viridiplantae; Streptophyta; Magnoliopsida; Dioscoreales; Dioscoreaceae. The transcript has 3 exons.